AUGGCCGACAAGAAGACUGAAAAGGACAAAUCAAAGGUCCACAAGCUGUCUUUGAAAGGCAGCGCCAAAUUGGUGGCCGAAUUUUUUCAAUACUCUAUUCAUACCAUCCUCUUUCAACGAGGUGUCUACCCAGCCGAAGACUUUACUGCUGUCAAGAAAUAUGGUCUCAACAUGCUGGUCUCGGCCGACGACCAGGUCAAAGCCUACAUCAAGAAGAUCAUGUCGCAACUCGACAAGUGGAUGCAGCAUGGCAAGAUUAGCAAGCUGGUCAUCGUCAUAACCGACAAGGACACGGGCGAGCAUGUCGAAAGAUGGCAGUUUGACGUUCAGAUCUUUGGCAGCACCAAAAAGUCCAGCAAGUCAAAGUCGAAAGAAUCUGCCGGCGCCGACGAGAACGCCGAUGGCGCGGCAAAGGGCAGCACCGUCCCAGAUACGAACAAGACCGAAACCGAGAUCCAGGCCGAGAUCGCUGCCCUAUUCCGGCAAAUCACCGCUAGUGUCACAUUCCUACCGCAGCUGCAGGGCGAUUGUACCUUCAAUGUCCUGGUAUACGCAGAUGCCGAUAGCGAUGUGCCUGUCGAGUGGGGCGAUUCCGACGCCAAGGAAAUUGUCAAUGGCGAAAAAGUGCAACUGAGAGGUUUCAGCACGAGUAACCACAGAGUGGAAACUCUUGUCAGUUAUCGUCUGGGCGAAUAG
Molecule: messenger RNA, 696 nt
Organism: Pestalotiopsis fici W106-1
Lineage: Eukaryota; Fungi; Ascomycota; Sordariomycetes; Amphisphaeriales; Sporocadaceae
Product: Mitotic spindle checkpoint component mad2
Exons: 2
Coding region: 1-696 (231 amino acids)
Biological process (GO): mitotic spindle assembly checkpoint signaling
Cellular component (GO): kinetochore; nucleoplasm; cytoplasm
Source: RefSeq, a predicted model, not a curated record